GCCAGUGCCAGCUAAAUGGUGGGCAAAAGCCAAUGUGACUGGACCCUAUCUCUAGGAUUUGACUGCUAUGAUCACCCUAGUUGCCAUACGUAUGACUGUUCUAAAUAUCAGGGACGAUGGAACCAAACCCACGUAAAACUCACUAAUCAUAGCUGGGUACAAUGUUCCUACCAACAGCAUACUGGUGAAGGCUGUAAGGCAGUUGGACAAGAUGGAUUCUUUGAUGCCCUCUUUCUAAGUUGCCAGCGAGAUAAUACCGACAGUAAGGAUCAUGUGGUACGCUGGUAUCAGUGGGCAUGGCAACAUUCUAAUGGAACUCGGGUAACCCAUUUUAAUCAUUUUUGGUCUACUACCAAUAGCCCUAAAUUUGGUUGUAAUUGCGCUUGGAAGGAAGGGGCUGGGGCAUGGAAAUGUGAAUACUGCAAUCCUGAUGGUACAUCUAUUGUACUAGGGGGGCCCUUGGAAAUGGGUAACUCGUUGUAUUACGAAGAACCGGGCCCCAAGGACUAUCCCGAAACCUGGGAUGGCCCCUUCGCGAAUGGACAAUGGGCCCUAAAAGGCCAUUACUGGAUAUGUGGGCAACACGCAUAUCGGAGAUUGCCUCCAAAUUGGUCAGGAAUAUGUUAUGUUGGGUACAUUAGGCCCUUGUUCUUUCUACUACCACAAAUUCAGGGAAAUAAAUUAGGAAUUAAGGUAUAUGACGACUUGAUUAGGGAAAGGCGGUCCGUUGAUUCCGCAUUAACAGCUGGAAGCUCCCAAAAGUGGGGAGCUCAAGAGUGGCCCCCUGAAAGAAUUAUACAGCAUUAUGGUCCAGCCACAUGGAAUCCUAAUGAGUGGAUCUCAGGGGCCAGGGAGCCCAUUUACAACUUGAAUCGGAUAAUUAGGCUGCAAGCCAUCUUAGAAAUAAUAACUAAUCAGACGGCUGCAGCUCUUGAUCUCUUGUCCGAUCAGUCCACUCAGAUGAGGAAUGUGCUCUACCAGCACCAUCUAGUUCUUGAUUAUUUGCUGGCAGAGGAAGGGGGAAUCUGUGCAAAAUUAAACGAAUCUAAUUGCUGUUUACAAAUAGAUGAUAAUGGAAAGGCGGUAAAACAGCUAACAAAAGAAAUGAGGAAGCUAGCCCAUGUCCCAGUCCAAAUAUGGGGUGGGUGGAAUACGGACUGGUUCCCGUCCUGGUUACCGCAACUGGGAUGGCUCCGAGAAGGCCUUCUUCUCUUUGUACUCUUUAUUACAACCCUAUUAUCCCUAGCAUGCUUCGCUCCCUGUGUAGUUGCAUUAGUCCGACGAAUGGCUAAUCAAAUUGUACACCAAUGCAUGAUGGCACUAUAUCAACCGGUUAAAGUUGAGGAUUGGGGGCCAUAGGGCUCUCAAAAUGCU
This is a messenger RNA of Trachemys scripta elegans, 1374 nucleotides long. RefSeq lists its product as uncharacterized. The transcript has 2 exons. The record is from RefSeq and is a predicted model, not a curated record. The coding region runs from base 16 to 1359 and encodes 447 amino acids. Lineage: Eukaryota; Metazoa; Chordata; Testudines; Emydidae.